Myzus persicae (green peach aphid) is the source of this 1121-nucleotide messenger RNA. RefSeq lists its product as uncharacterized. The coding region runs from base 235 to 1104 and encodes 289 amino acids. Lineage: Eukaryota; Metazoa; Arthropoda; Insecta; Hemiptera; Aphididae. The transcript has a single exon. The record is from RefSeq and is a predicted model, not a curated record.
CAAAGCGCAGCGGGACAACUACCGAGUUUAAAUCAAUUAAAGCUUACCGUUCAACGAAUUCGAAAAAUCGAAAUAUGUGCUCCGCCUAUUCCAAAAUCACUAAAUGAUCUUAAAAUACCAGACGAGUACAGGAAAACAACAAGUGGUGAGACUUUUUUACAGUAUGAUAGUGUUAAUUAUGACGGUUACCAUGAUAGGUUUUUAAUUUUUACAACUCAAACAAAUUUAAAGUUAAUGCAAAUAUGUGAACAUUGGUUAGCGGAUGGCACUUUUUCAUGUUCACCUCAUAUUUUUCAUCAACUUUACACGAUACACGGAGUUAGUUAUUCAAAUGUCGUACCAACUGCAUAUAUAUUACUACCAAAUAAGAAAGAAGAGACUUAUAAACGUAUGUUCCUUGCAUUAAAAACCUUGAAUCCACAACUCAGUCCAAAAUCUAUUAUGUUCGAUUUCGAAAAAGGUGCAAUGAAUGCUGCAAAAUGUGUAUUUCCUUCAGUCGAUAUAAAGGGCUGUUUUUUUCAUUUAUGUCAAAGUAUUUGGCGACAUAUUCAGUCCAGCGGAUUACAAUCCAAAUAUUCAAACGAUUCCGAUUUUGCUCUUAAUUUGAGAAAACUAGCUGCACUUGCUUAUAUUCCAGAAAAUGAUGUAGUGUCCGCCUUUGAAACUUUAGUCGAAUCUCAAUUUUACCAACAAGAAAUGUUAUCAAAUUUAAUUGAUUAUUUUGAAGAUACAUGGAUCGGUAGACUUAAUCGUAGAACUAGAAGAGCCCCUUUGUUUUCAAUUAAAAUUUGGAAUUGUUAUUCAAUGUUAGACGAUAAUAUUCCACGAACAAACAAUUCGGUCGAAAGUUGGCAUAAUUCUUUUAAUUCUAUGCUAAGUGCGCACCAUCCAUCAAUUUGGACAUUCAUAACUGCAUUAAAAAAAGAAGAAAGUGUAAAUCGUUUUAAAAUUGAACAAUAUACUGCAGUCUUUGAAUCACCAAAGAAAAAAAAAUAUAAAGAUUCCACAAUAAAACUAAAAAAAAUAUGUGAUGACUAUAAAAAUAGAUCAGUGGACGAUUACUUACGUGGUAUAUCACACCAUUUCCAAUACCAACAAAUAUAAAUUAAAUUUAAAUUAUA